UAUUGAGAAUUUCGGCUUCCAUAGAAUUACAAUAUUAAUACCAGAACAGAGUAACAGUGGCAAGUCAUUCACGGUGAAAACUUCAUUGUUUUUCUGUUUUGUUCAAAGCAAAAUUCAAAAUCAAACAACUUUUUGGCAGAAAUUGGUAACAAAAUUGUAAAUAAACAAAUUCAUGGGAUUAUAAACAUUAACGGUUUCGGACUAAAUUACCCGACAACAAAACAGAAAGCAGUAAAAACCAAGCAAUUAGAAUACAAAAAAAAAAUCGUUUAAAAUAAACAAAUAAUUUUGCGCAAUAAAACCAAAAAUUUAUUCUAAAUCACCGAUCUCGGCAAAAACGAAUCCAAUGUCUCGCCGCAGUAAGAAGUGCUGCUGGGAUGCCAACGAUUGGCUGCCGACCGAAGUCAUAUACUGGCUGAAUGUGCCCAGUUUUCCGCCGGUCUGGAGUCGCUUAAGCAAAAAGAACUCGGCCAAUGUGCCGCGUUGCAUACCGGCAAGCAAGUGCGGGGUCUACGACAUCGAAAUCCCGAAUGAGCUUUGGUCGUUAUGGGGCUAUCUGCAUCCGUGCAACGAAAUAUUCAAUCCUAAACCGUGCGGCAAGCACAGUUGGGCCUGCAACAUAGUGGCUUGCUGUGCGGCGAAACUCUAUCCGCUGGCGCAUUGGAAGCCACACCUCUUGGACAGCAUUGUGAUCAAUGGCGAUCGUUAUUACUACAAUAGUUUGCGUAAAUUCCGCGGUGAAAUCUAUCAAUUCACGCUAAAUGACCUGUGUGAUACUUGCUGUUUGGACAACUUACGCUUUAAGGUGCACAUUGAGAUGGUUUCAUAUGGCGCACUCUACGAGCAAGACAACUCGCCUAUAAAGAACUUAGCCAAGAGCUUGAUCAACUUCUUCAGUGAACAUAAGGUGGGUCUACUGCGUUGUCGGCACCUGCGUGCUCUGGUCAUUGGACGUGAUAAUUGCAACGGUUGCGUUGGUGGUGAUUACUUCAUGUUCGACUGCCAGAGCAAGGAUUAUCCACUCUUCGACAAGGGUGACUGUAGGCCCUACUUGCUGCGCUGUAAGACGCUGCAAAUGCUGCUCUACUGCAUUGUGAUGGCGCUUGAGGUGCGCAGCAAGAAAGUACAGUUUACGUUGCAUAAAGUUGGCAUCCGUUAUGAAGGUCCAAUACUCGAAGAUCAGGAUGAGGAUGAAUUAAAGAAGUUGCAGCGCAUCAUCGCAAGAAGAAAAGAGAAACCCGUGAAAGCGGGAAUUGCGAGAAUUCGAAAUAUUUGCAAAAGCAUUCAGUGUCCGAAGAGAUGACAAACAUAUUGAAUUGCGACAUAAAAAUAUCACGCAGAAACCCGUUCUGGAUCUAUGAUAUAGACCUACAAAAUUUUAAUGGACAGUGGAAUGUCCAACUGAGUCGAGGUAUGCCAAGCUGAUGUUUACUCCUACAAGGCUUUGGAAUAAUCGUUGAAGAGUCUUUAAAAAUAUCUGUGAUUAAUAGCUCUGAAAGCUUUCUGUGCCAGUUGCAAAUAUUCACAAAGAAAUGAAUUUGUCUACUGAGCCAUUGAAAGUUCAAAACUAUAAUCGGAAAGGGUUUGAAUAUGUCUUGUACUCUUCAUCAGCUCUGGUUUCGGACUCCGUACUACUGUAAAGUUUUUAAAGCCGACGAUGGAAGCCCCAUUAAGGCAGCAAUAGAAACACUGUUACAAAAAAUCUCUAUCGU
Messenger RNA from Bactrocera dorsalis (oriental fruit fly), 1712 nucleotides. RefSeq lists its product as uncharacterized. The coding region runs from base 347 to 1303 and encodes 318 amino acids. Lineage: Eukaryota; Metazoa; Arthropoda; Insecta; Diptera; Tephritidae. The record is from RefSeq and is a predicted model, not a curated record. The transcript has a single exon.